AGAUGAGAGUUCUUGAGCUUUUCUCGGGAAUUGGCGGAAUGCAUUACGCUUUGAGAGCUCUUCUUAACUCAAAUAAGAGCGAUAUUAAAGCGGAAAUCACAGCUGUGGAAAAUAAUCAGAAUGCGAAUGAAGUGUACAGUUUCAAUUUUGGAAUUGAACCUAUUUGCAAAAACGUGGAGUCAUUACCUCGAAGUUAUUUUGAUGCUUCUAAAUUUGACCUUCUUCUUAUGAGUCCUCCUUGUCAGCCGUUUACACGUUUGGGUGCAGGAAAAUCAGAAGGUGAUAUGAGAUGCGAAGCAUUUUUGUUUAUAAUCGAGUGCCUAGAAUUGUCUGAAAAUCCUAUCAAUUUGAUUCUGCUUGAAAACGUGCAAGGCUUCGAGAAGUCGACGCCUCGAAAUGCAUUGAUCGAAUUGUUGCUGAAGAAAGGUUUUGAUUUGCAGGAAUUUAUUCUAACGCCAUUCCAAUUCGGAAUUCCAAACUCAAGACCGAGAUAUUAUUUAAUAGCCAAAAUGGCAUCAGAAUUAUCAAGAAAUGGAGUCAUACAUCAGCUUCAAAACGGUCCAAUUCAAGAGUUCGGCGAUACUGUGAAAACUAGUGUAUAUGAGAAUGAAGACGAGUCUAAGUUGCUUCAUCAAUGGGAAGAGCAAUACCAUCAAUGCCAUUCAGCCUGUGAUUAUUAUCAUCCAAAAGUGAAAGCAAUCAGAAACUUUUUGAAAGUUCUACCUGCUGAAAGUUACGAGGCGGAUAUUUGCGAAAAUGUGGGUGAAAAAUCUCAUCCUUUUCCGAUUGAUUUUGAGAACUUAGAAAAUUAUAAAAUUAAUAAUGAUGAUUUGAUUUCCAAGUUCCACAUUUGUGAAAUUUUUAGCUUCGAGUCAUCUUGUUUUACAAAAGGAUAUCCGAAAUGCCUAGGGAAGUCAGGUUCAAUUUUAAGAAUUAAGAAAAGUGAAGAAAAUGAUGACUUUAUGCACAGGUAUUUCACAGAAUAUGAAAUAAGUUCACUUUUGGGAUUUCCUAUUGAUUUUAAAUUUCCUGAUAAAAUCAAUUUGAAGCAGAGAUAUGCGAUGUUAGGGAAUAGUUUAUGCGUUCCAGUUGUGACUCAUUUACUGGAUUUGUUAAUUGAUCUGAAUAAAUUUUUAUGAA
Molecule: messenger RNA, 1140 nt
Organism: Symsagittifera roscoffensis
Lineage: Eukaryota; Metazoa; Xenacoelomorpha; Acoela; Convolutidae
Product: tRNA (cytosine(38)-C(5))-methyltransferase-like
Exons: 1
Coding region: 3-1139 (378 amino acids)
Cellular component (GO): nucleus
Molecular function (GO): methyltransferase activity
Source: RefSeq, a predicted model, not a curated record